AUGAGUUCUAGACGCGAACGAGCAGCGCCGCCCAAUCGAUCGGCCAUGAGGGGCAUAAAUCGUGCGCAGCCCACGCAAAGAAAUGUGGCCUUCACAUCAAGAGACGAUCCCGACGUUUCUGGGUGCACGGAUGAAGAGUCUUAUAGUUUUAAUGAAGAUGACGAUCUUAAGUACCAUAAAUUCGUGGACUCAUUCAGUGCAAACAAACAUAUAAAGCAAGCAAAUACACAGGCAGCGCCGGCAGAGAAAGUCAAUACAAGAUUGGAAGAAGACGAUUACUAUGACAGUACACGCAGUGAUACAGAGGCAAACUACGAUGAUGGAGAGCCGGAUGAUGGAGAGCCGGAAUCCGCUGUACCGUCCGGUCAGGAAAUACCCAGGAGUUUUGACUCAAAUCCCCACCCUCGGUACCCAGGACGUCCCGGAUCGGAGGAUGGCGAUGCCGAAUUCGCGAAGGCAGCGGCGAACCUCGACGAAUUCUACAAAGAGCUGGAAAAGGUUUUGUACCCUAAUGGUGAGGGCACAUUAUUUCCCCCUAACCCCGCGAAGACAUCGAGAGGGGAUUGGGCAAGCGCCACAUCGGAUGGCGACGCCGGAUUCGCAAAGACAGCGGCGGACCUCGACGAGUUUUACAAGAGGAAUAAUCUGCUUCAGGGACCAAAUGCCCUCGAUACGCCAAGGCCCGAUCCCACCCCCUCAGAGUAUCAGAGCCCGGAUUGGAAACAAGUUGAUGCGUGGGAUAGUGAUAUCGAAUUUACGCGUGCGGCAGCGAAGCUUGACGAACUUUACACAUCGAUGGGGCUUGACCAUAUUGUGAACAAAAAGUCGCCAAAUGCUAAUGCAGCUAACAAUGCGCACACCAAUACUAUACUAAAGACAAAAACUAAUAAAAUGCACCACAAACCCCCCAGAACUUCAGAUCAAGAAUUUGGGUUGGACUUGAAAAACACCGGCUCUUCUUCCAGGAGGGCUGAGACAAAUAGCGGGAAGGCACAGGUAAAGGUAACUAGUGAGGGGAGUCCUUAUAUCGAACGUACCAAGCCCCAAAAGGCGCCGACAAGAGCAAGUAGUACAAGGCGACCUCAUAUUGAACAUCCUAAGCAGAAAAAGACAGCGGUCAAAGGAACCAGUAGCGCGCAACCCCCCCCUAUCGAACGUCUUGAGCAACAAAAGGCACCCCAUGAGGACAUGAAAGCGCAAGUACCGGUACCGGUCAUGACCGAGUACGAAGAAGGUCUCCUCGAAUCUAUGGGAGUCGAACUGAAGGCACAGAAAAACCAGAAACCACUCUCUCAACAUGGCCUUUCUAAUGGGCAGGCAAAACCUUCCCAGAAAGAUAAGGCGGGUCCAAAAUCGCGUAGAAGAGCUCUCUAUGAUCCAAAGGGAUACCGUAACAGAAGUAUUGGUAGUUACCUGUUCGUGCUUGGUAUUCUCGUUUGGCUACUACACAAUACUUCGUUGAUCACCAAGCUUUUUGUUCCUUGUCCACGCCAUAUCUUCUUGGACCCUGCUGGGACUGCAUCUAAUAUUAGCAGUAGCAUUGCAACUAUACCCAAAGCUGUGACUUGUUCGAUUUUUCCAUGUAAGUCUACCCAAAGGGCACGUUUAAGAACCAUCGAUACCUUGGCACAAAAGGUCGGGCAGGACUACGGCACGUACAAAGCAUUCACAACGUCUAUUGACAGAAUUGGGGAACCAUCUUACCUGGGCAAAUUAACGGAAAGGUUCGAGAUUGCGAAAGUGCUACCUCGUUAUGGAAGACCCAAAGGCGAUCCAACAGCCGACUACAUGAAAAGUACCCAUGAAGAACUCAUAAAGAUCAAUGCGUCACUCAAAAACCUAUUCAUCCGCGUAAGGAAAAUCGGGGAUUUCACAUCAGAUAAUAUUAUUGGAUUUCUCGAAUACCUCACCAAUCAGAUCCCGCACGACCUUCAAGACCAGCUGAACCUUCCACCAGGAUGGAAUGCUAAUGUCAUCAUGGAUGAUCGGCGUGAUGGCGAAAAACGCAUAACGCUACACGGCCAAAGAAUCACAAAAGAGAUUGUGAAGGCCUAUAGUUCAUUAUUGGACAGUAUCGAAAACCUAGAUAUCCAAUUAGGAAACGCUAUUAGGUUGACAGGAGUCCUUGUCCAAGAAGGUGUAUCCGAUUUGGUUCCUGGACUUGUAGAAGUUAAAUCUAUAUUGAAAACCAUUACUGAUCUCAAGGGAUCUGUUGCGUGGUGUGUCCAGGAAUUCUCAGAGUUCGAGCGUAGCCAGGAUCAUGUGGAUGAUGAUUCAAGGAACGUGAGACCAUUCAAUGUGGAGUCGGCCUGGGAGUCUGUACUUUCGUUUGAUAGUGAUGCUGUUGGGAGGCGUAAGUCUUAUAGACGGGAACGGGCGAAAUAG
Molecule: messenger RNA, 2385 nt
Organism: Morchella sextelata
Lineage: Eukaryota; Fungi; Ascomycota; Pezizomycetes; Pezizales; Morchellaceae
Exons: 2
Coding region: 1-2385 (794 amino acids)
Source: RefSeq, a predicted model, not a curated record